CGCUUGGACUGAGAAAUUAUUGACCAUAGAUUCACCUUGGUGAAAUAUUGCUGCAAACUUCCUAGGGGUCUUCGUACAUUGCUUUCUUCCGCGAAAUUUGACAACCACACAACCCACUAUUCGUCCAAUAAACCCAUUCGUUAGUCGAGUCUUGCGCCAGGAAACGUUCACAACAAUUGUAAAAACCACCAGAAACUUUUCUUUUCAGCUUCUUGAAUCUGAGUUGAACUGUACCUUUCCACUGCGAUCUCACGUCAAGUCACGAAACCUUUCGACCCGCUGUCUACUCUGGGCUUGUUUCGUUGCCAUAUUUUCCUUUAAUUAUCACAACAAUGGCUUCCAAAAGAUCUCGUGCGCCUCUCCAUCGUGCUUGCAAGAAACGAAACCCUGUUGCGCAAUGUCCUGGAACCAGAGUUCAAGCCUCUGCUGGGGCACAGUCAGCUCCAAUCACUGUCGAAAACAGGCCUGCGCAAGUGUUUGGACUUGAACCAGAGAUCAUGUAUAUGAUCAUGUCGAAGCUCGAUAUCUUCACCGCGAGAGUUGGGGACUUACUUGCCGGCAAUUCAACGAAGAGUACAAGAAAAGCUUCGAGACAUAUGCCGGACACUCAAGAAUGUGAUAUAAAUCUGAGCAAAUGACAAGUCCAGGCAUUGCUAUCACAAGCGAGAGGCGACCACAUCUGAAUGAUAU
Cadophora gregata is the source of this 690-nucleotide messenger RNA. RefSeq lists its product as uncharacterized. The record is from RefSeq and is a predicted model, not a curated record. NCBI's taxonomy places the organism in Eukaryota, Fungi, Ascomycota, Leotiomycetes, Helotiales, Ploettnerulaceae. The coding region runs from base 333 to 638 and encodes 101 amino acids. The transcript has 2 exons.